AUGGUUCAAGAGCAAAUGAAGCUUACCGGAACCCUUGAAGGACACACCGGAUGGGUCACUCAAAUCGCCACCUACACUCGCAACGACAAGACCACCGUCCUGUCAUCCUCCCGCGGUAAGUUUUCAAAUAAUUAAAUUUGAACGAAAGCAUAAUUUACUUGUUACAGACAAGACUAUCCUCGUCUGGGAUGUCGACAACGUUGCCCCAGUUGACGAUGGACCAAUUGGACGCCCAGUCCGCUCCCUCACCGGACAUAACCACUUCGUCUCCGACGUCGUCAUCUCUUCUGACGGACAGUUCGCCCUCUCCGGAUCCUGGGACAAGACCCUCCGCCUCUGGGACCUCAACCAGUGAGUUUUAGAAAUAAAAAAUGUAGUGGUGCAUUGGAAAUUGUCUUUUUUCAGGGGAGUCAGCACCCGCCAGUUCAUCUCGCACACCAAGGACGUUCUCUCUGUUGCCUUCUCUGCUGACAAUAGACAGAUUGUGUCUGGAUCCCGUGACAAGUCUAUCAAGCUGUGGAACACCCUGGCUCAGUGCAAGUACACCAUCACCGUAAGUUCACGCUUAAGUUCAUAUUUUUCGUGAAAUUUAUUGUACUAUUUGCAGGAGGACUGCCACACCGACUGGGUUUCGACCGUCCGUUUCUCGCCAUCCAACCGCGAUCCAGUGAUCGUUUCCGCUGGAUGGGACAAGGUCGUCAAGGUCUGGAACCUCGGAAACUGCCGCCUGAAGACCAACCACAUCGGUCACACCGGAUACGUCAACACCGUCACCGUCUCCCCAGAUGGUUCCCUCUGCGCCUCCGGAGGCAAGGACGGACAAGCCAUGCUCUGGGACCUCAACGAGGGCAAGCAUUUGUACACUCUGUCCGGAAACGACGUUAUCAACGCCAUGUCGUUCUCGCCAAACAGAUACUGGCUCUGCGCCGCUGUUGGAUCCUCCAUCAAGAUCUGGGAUCUCGAGGACAAGAAGGAGAUCGAGGAGCUCAAGCCAGAGAUUGCCUCGUCCGGAAGCGGAAGAGGAUCCAGCCCACAGUGCAUCUCUUUGGCCUGGUCUCAAGACGGACAGACCCUCUUCGCCGGAUACACCGACAACAUCAUCCGAGUGUACCAGGUCUCGAUCCGCGCGUCGAACUAA
Messenger RNA from Caenorhabditis sp. 36 PRJEB53466, 1138 nucleotides. Lineage: Eukaryota; Metazoa; Nematoda; Chromadorea; Rhabditida; Rhabditidae. The record is from the annotation of a GenBank genome assembly.